AUGCUCCGACGCGCCCCAACAACCAUCACCCUCACGCAAACCGACAUCGAGCAAUGGGAACAAGACCGCAAGCGCAAAGUCCAAGAGGCCCAGCAGAAACUCGAGAAUGAACAACGAAACGCCCAAUCCGCCAACGAAGCAAAGGCCAAGCAAAAGUCCAAGAAAGACCACGUACUGCGUAAUCGGGAAGAUUUCUGGGUGGGCUUUAUGAGGACUUGGAGGUUGAGUCUCGUUGAACCAUCAAACAGGAGACAGUGA
Messenger RNA from Pyrenophora tritici-repentis Pt-1C-BFP, 258 nucleotides. Its product is annotated as APC-CDC26 domain containing protein. Gene Ontology annotation, cellular component: anaphase-promoting complex. The record is from RefSeq and is a predicted model, not a curated record. Gene Ontology annotation, biological process: anaphase-promoting complex-dependent catabolic process. Lineage: Eukaryota; Fungi; Ascomycota; Dothideomycetes; Pleosporales; Pleosporaceae.